Molecule: messenger RNA, 987 nt
Organism: Dendronephthya gigantea
Lineage: Eukaryota; Metazoa; Cnidaria; Anthozoa; Malacalcyonacea; Nephtheidae
Product: piggyBac transposable element-derived protein 4-like
Exons: 2
Coding region: 1-987 (328 amino acids)
Source: RefSeq, a predicted model, not a curated record
AUGGCUGAAGCGCUUCGUAUGUUCGAUAGUAGCGAAGAAGAAGAAGAUUUCGAGGGCUUUUUGAUUGACGAAACGGUUGAAGAGACACGGCCAAUCGCAGCGGGAACAUCGGCGAUUACGUGGCGAGAAAUAGCGGGCGAGUCAGACGAAGAAGAAGAAGAUUUUUUCGGUUUUUCGGACAUCGAAGUAGAAGAGAUUGAAAGCGAGAGCGAGAGUGAUAGUGAGAUAAGUAGCGACGAUUUUAUUGAUAUUUUUGAAUGGAAAGAUAGUUUAAGUAGUGUAAAUGUUGAAGACUUCACUGCCGACUUUGGUCCUUGUCAUGGGUUGGGUCAAGAUGCUACCCCUAAAGACUUUUUCGACUUGUUUUUCGGUGAUGAAUUUCUUGACCAUGUUGUGCAUGCUACUAUUUCCUAUGCUCGUUCAAAAGGUGACCAAAAUUUUUCGACCGACCGCGAUGAGAUGUCUGCAUUUUUUGGAUUGAACAUUUUAAUUGGCAUCAACCGCCUACCCAGAAUCAGUCUCUACUGGGAUUCAGAUAUAUUUUUGGGAAAUCCUGGCUUCAAAACUACAAUCCCUUUGAGACGGUUUUGGAUUUUGAAAAAGUAUUUUCACAUUUCGGACCCGCGGCAAGAAAACGCAACCGAUAAACUUACAAAAAUUCGGCCUCUGAUUUCAAAGCUCGAAAACGCUUUUCAAAAUGCUUAUGUACCAGGAAAAAAUAUUUCGAUUGACGAAGGUUUGGUGAAAUUCAAUGGUCGUUUAUCUUUCAAGCAAUAUAUGCCUAAAAAGCCAAACAAAUUCGGUAUUAAAGUUUGGAUGUUAGCCGAUUCGGAUACCUACUACGUGCCGCGUUUUCAAGUUUACUUAGGUAAACAACAAAAUGACAACGAAAAUGAUGCAGAAAAGGCGCAAGCAUUUGUUGGAAAACAAAACUUACGCAUGCUCGACCUUGCGCCACAACAGGAAGAACUUUCCUGUCGAUUUUAA